GAGAAACAUGAACCAGAAGCUGCUGAAGUUGGAAAACUUGCUACGAUUUCACAUGAUUUCUAGGCAACUACACAGCCUAGAUCAGAGAAGAAUGUUAGCACAGUGGAGACAUGGGUUUUUGUCUCCUUCCGCAGUGUGGGCAGCUCAGCUGUAUGCCUGGCCCUGGCAGACAGAUGUGUUCCUUGGGGCUGCUUUAUCUCAAUAUAGGCUUCUAGUAACAGAGAAGGAAAAAAGACCAUGGAAAUCUCAAUUAUCUUCAACAAAAUCUAAAAAAGAAGUAGAAGUAUGGAUUGGAAUGACUGUUGAGGAAUUGGCCAGAGCAAUGGAAAGAGACAUAGAUUGGGUGUAUGAAGCUUUAUUGAACACUGCUGUUGACAUAGAUUCUCUAGAAGCAGACUCACAUUUAGAUGAAGUCUGGAUCAAAGAAGUGAUAAAGAAAGCAGGGAUGAAGCUGAAGUGGAGCAAGUUAAAACAAGACAAAGUUAGAGAAAACAGAGAUGCUGUAAGAAGGCCACAGGCAGAUCCAGCUUUAUUAACCCCAAGGUCCCCAGUUGUCACUAUAAUGGGCCAUGUUGAUCAUGGGAAAACGUCGUUACUUGACAAACUACGAAAAACUCAAGUGGCAGCAAUGGAAGCUGGAGGCAUCACUCAGCACAUUGGUGCCUUUCUUGUCUCUCUACCUUCUGGGGAAAAGAUAACCUUUCUGGAUACUCCAGGACAUGCUGCCUUCUCAGCAAUGAGAGCCAGAGGUGCUCAGGUCACUGACAUUGUCGUGUUGGUUGUAGCUGCAGAUGAUGGAGUGAUGAAACAAACUGUAGAAUCUAUUCAGCAUGCCAGAGAUGCUCAAGUUCCUAUUGUUCUUGCAAUAAACAAAUGUGACAAAGCUGAGGCUGAUCCUGAAAAAGUGAAAAAAGAGCUGCUGGCUUAUGAUGUGGUGUGUGAAGACUAUGGAGGUGAUGUUCAAGCAGUGCAUGUUUCUGCACUUACGGGUGAGAAUCUGAUGGCUUUGGCAGAAGCAACAAUUGCUCUUGCAGAAAUGUUAGAAUUGAAAGCAGAUCCCAGUGGUCCAGUGGAAGGAACAGUAAUAGAGUCUUUCACAGACAAAGGAAGAGGUCCUGUUACAACAGCUAUAAUUCAAAGAGGAACUUUGAGAAAAGGCUCAAUUUUAGUUGCUGGAAAGAGUUGGGCAAAAGUACGCUUAAUGUUUGAUGAGAAUGGAAAAACAGUCAGUGAGGCCUAUCCCAGCAUGCCUGUUGGAAUUAUAGGCUGGAAAGACCUUCCUUCUGCAGGAGAUGAAAUUCUUGAAGUCAAAUCUGAGUCAAGGGCACGGGAGGUCAUUGACUGGAGGAAGUACAAAGAAGAGCAGGAGAAAAAUAAAGAAGACCUGAAAAUAAUAGAAGAAAAGCAAAAGGAACACAAAGAAGCACAUCGGAAAGCCCGUGAGAAGUAUGGCACUUUGCUUUGGAAGGAGAGAUCAUUUAUAAAGUAUUUAGAAAGAAAAGAACAAAGACCCUUGAGGCCAAAAGAGAAAGUAGAAAGAGAUUCCAAUGUACUUCAUGUAAUUAUUAAAGGUGAUGUUGAUGGAUCUGUUGAGGCCAUUUUAGACAUAAUGGAUACCUAUGAUGCUUCACAUGAGUGUGAACUAGAAUUAGUACAUUUUGGAGUAGGUGAUAUUAAUGAAAAUGAUGUUAACUUUGCUGAAACAUUUGAUGGGGUUAUAUAUGGUUUUAAUGUGAAUGCAAGCAAUGUCAUCCAGCAGUCAGCUGCAAAAAAAGGAGUAAAAAUUAAACUUCACAAAAUCAUUUACCGUCUUAUUGAAGAUUUGCAGGGAGAACUGAGCAACAGAUUGCCCUGCACUGUGGAAGAACACCCAGUAGGUGAGGCUUCUGUAUUAGCUACUUUCUAUGUAACAGAUGGAAAAAAAAAAAUUCCUGUGGCUGGCUGCAGAGUCCAAAAGGGACAGUUGGAAAGACAAAAAAAAUUUAAAUUAAUGCGUAAUGGACAUGCUAUUUGGAAGGGUUCAUUAACCUCACUGAAACACCAUAAAGAUGAUAUUUCAGUCAUCAAAACCAGGAUGGAAUGUGGUCUCAGUUUAGAUGAAGAAAAAAUAGAAUUUAAAGUGGGAGAUGAAAUUGUUUGUUAUGAAGAAAAGGAAGUUCCAGUUAAGACUUCUUGGGAUCCAGGAUUUUAAAAUUACAUUAAAAUGUCAACUAAAUAUUUUGCUUUAUUUAUAGAGCAGCUAGUUUUUCCUUUUUUGAAGGUAAAAGUUCACCAGUAACAGAUUACAAAAACUGUCAAGGGGGCCAGGGAUAUAGCAGUGGCACAGCACCUGGCUGGCAAACAUGAGGUCCCGAGUUCAAUCUCUGGUACCAAAAAAAGAAAAAAUUUGUCAAAAUUGCUACAGAAAUAGGAAACCUGAAAAAGAUGCAUCCAAUUAGAAAUCCUGGAAAGACCAAAUACCUAAAAAGGGUAUCAGUGGCAUCAUUGAAUGUUAUCAGUUUAGUCCCCUUUAAAUUGAGCUUCAUGGGCAAAAUAUGGUACCAGAUUUAUCCUGAAUAUUAAAUCCCCAUGCAUUCAUGCACAACACUGACGAAUAACUAAUGUUCCCUUAAUGUGCAGCCAACAGGUCUCAGAAGGACUCACAAUGUAUUUCUGAAUGAUUCAGCAAUUUGAAGUUGUGUAUAAAUGUGUGGUACUAGGAACUGAAGGGCUUUAAGGCCUUUCUGGUCCUUUUUAAAAAUAUUGAGAAAAUAACUCGCUGAGGCUAGCCUUGAAUUUGUGAUCCUUUUGCCUCAGCCUCCCAGAACACUAGGAUUACAGAUAUGCAGUGCCACAGUGGAGAACCCACUAAGAAUUAUCUGACCCGUAUCUAGUGUUGAGGUUAAAAAAACUGGCCUCACUACUAUGAAGUGAAAACAUCAAGCUCUUUCCAUGCAGCGGGCACUUUGCAGAUAUCCAGAAACUACAAACAGGUCACACACUAUUCCCAGAAGCAAAAUUUACAUGAUGGCAGAAGCACAUCAUGGUGGGUUCUAUCAAGAUUAAAAUGACCAUCGGUUUGACACUCAAAAUUUCCUUAAAUUUAUGUGCAAUAAAAUUCAACUGCUAAAUGUUA
Molecule: messenger RNA, 3115 nt
Organism: Heterocephalus glaber (naked mole-rat)
Lineage: Eukaryota; Metazoa; Chordata; Mammalia; Rodentia; Bathyergidae
Source: RefSeq, a predicted model, not a curated record